Linum trigynum is the source of this 1404-nucleotide messenger RNA. The record is from the annotation of a GenBank genome assembly. Lineage: Eukaryota; Viridiplantae; Streptophyta; Magnoliopsida; Malpighiales; Linaceae.
AUGGAGAAACGAGUAGUUGUAGAGCUUCUAUUGUUGUCUUUCUUAGCCUGUUGUUGUUUCAUGACUUCAGCGAGUGUGGUUCUGAUGGGGAAUAACGUCACCAUGUCUUUCGAUGACAUUGAAGCUAAUUUCGCUCCGCCGGUGAAGGGUUCGGGCGAAUGCGGAGUGCUGUAUGUAGCAGAGCCUCUUGAUGCCUGUUCAGAUUUGACUAAUAAAGUUGUGAACGCUUCGAAUUCGAGCUCACAAUUUGUGCUGAUGAUAAGAGGAGGGUGCAGCUUUGAAGAUAAAGUUAGGAGAGCACAGCAAGCUGGGUUCCAUGCUGCGAUUGUCUACGAUGAUGAAGACAGUGGUUUAUUGGUUGCAAUGGCAGGGAACUCAGCUGGCAUAAGGAUACAUGCAGUCUUUGUCGCAAAGUCUGCAGGCGAAACACUAAAGAAGUAUGCUGGGUGGACUAACGUGGAUAUAUGGAUAAUACCCAGCUAUGAGAAUUCAGCUUGGUCUAUCAUGGCAAUCUCUUUCAUCUCUUUGCUGGCCAUGUCAGCAGUUUUGGCCACUUGUUUCUUUGUCCGGAGGCAUCGCAUAAGAAGAGACCGUCCUCGGUCUUCUCGUGCUAGGGAAUUCCAUGGGAUGAGCAAGCGCCUUGUGAAAGCAAUGCCAAGCCUCAUCUUUAGUUCUGCUGUUCAGGAGGAUAAUUGUACUUCAACAACUUGUGCCAUUUGCCUUGAAGAUUACAGUGUCGGGGAAAAGAUCCGGCUUCUGCCUUGUCGACACAAGUUCCAUGCUUUAUGUGUCGAUUCUUGGCUUACAUCAUGGAGAACAUUCUGUCCGGUGUGCAAGAGAGAUGCAAGGACGAGCACAGGGGAGCCACCAGCAUCUGAAUCCACACCAUUGCUCUCAUCAAACCCGUCUUCGGUAGCUUCCUCUUCUGUUCUAUCAUCCUUUAGAUCCACAACAUCGUCAGCUAUAAGAAUUGGUCAGCCAUCUCGGUCCCCGUCAGUUUCUCAUUUCCCUUCGUACUCCGGUGGCACCCCUUAUGCCCCGCAGUCCUCCAUUGGCUCGUGCCAUCAAUCAUCGUAUUCCCUCAGCAUGAGCCGAAGCAAUGCUGAUCUAAGGAACAUGUCUUCACAUCGAUCUCAAGCUUCUCAUUUGAUUUCUCCCUACGGCUACCCUUCCAUGUCGCCCCUGAACACGGCGCGCUACAUGUCUGUAUACAACCCUAGUCCAAGCAAUGCCUCGCCGAGCUUAGUGGGAUCCACGAGUUAUCAGCCUCGCCCUCUACAUUGUAGCGAAUCUAAUGCGAGCUUAGUGGGAUCCACGAGUUAUCAGCCUCGCCCUCUACAUUGCAGCGAAUCUUAUGCGAGCUUCUCACCGUUUGCUUCUACCCACUCCCUUCCUGACUGUUGA